This is a messenger RNA of Calidris pugnax (ruff), 3215 nucleotides long. It is a transcript of the gene STRADB, whose product is annotated as STE20-related kinase adaptor beta. The transcript is spliced from 14 exons. Lineage: Eukaryota; Metazoa; Chordata; Aves; Charadriiformes; Scolopacidae. Bases 498 to 1748 code for a protein of 416 amino acids. The record is from RefSeq and is a predicted model, not a curated record. Gene Ontology annotation, biological process: protein phosphorylation. Gene Ontology annotation, molecular function: protein kinase activity; ATP binding; protein serine/threonine kinase activator activity.
GGCUGGGAGCGGGGCGGGGCCCCGGGCUGGCGGCUCGGCUCGGCGGCCGCGCCGGCCCCCUGACCCUGACCUCAGGCGGCGGCGGGUAGGAGAGGGAUGCUGUAGCCAAGCAGUGCUGCCCAAUGUCUCGAAGCACCAGCUUUUUUCCCUACUCUGCCACAGACUUCCUCAGUGAAGCUGUGUAAGUCAAGCCUGGAUCCUCAGAAGGUACCAAAUACCUACUAAGGAUCUCCUUUUGUCUCAGUUUUUCAUCCUGAAUAAGGAAUUACAGCAUUUCUUUACUUCAAGAAGAUUAUCAAGCCAGCAAGUAGGAUUCAUCAUGGUAGAAGACUUGCUUGUACCUAAAGUAAAUUGGCUGGUCCUGCUCUACCCUUCAGAAGCUUUGGCAUGCUUAGCAGACACAGUCAUCUCCCUCUCCUCACUGUCCAAGCUCUCAAAGCAUAAGACAGAAAGAUAAAUGGGUAUAUAUGACUUUUCCCCUGAUCUAAAGUGGUUCCAUGUCUUGUUUGGACUGUUCCUGUAUUCUACGUACACCAGUUGAAUCAAUCGGACCGGAAGAGCUAUCUCAGAGCAGCAUCCAUGAAUGCCUGGCUGAUUCUGAUCUAGACUGGAUUCCCCCAUCUACAGGAAGGAAUGAAAUUGUAUUUUGCUCUUCUAAUGUCUCUCACUAUGAACUCCAGCUGGAAAUAGGACGGAGGUUCAACAACUUAACUUCAGUCUACCUUGCACGGCACACACCUACAGGCAUGCAAGUUGCUGUAAGGAUCACAGACCUAGAAAAUUGCUCUGAGGAGCACUUGAAAGCCUUACAGAAUGAGGUGGUUUUAUCCCACUUUUUCCAGCAUCCCAAUGUAAUGACGCUUUGGACAGUGUUUACAGCUGGUAGUUGGCUUUGGGUCAUCUCCCCGUUCAUGGCCUAUGGUUCAGCUAGACACUUGCUGAAUACUUACUUUCCUGAAGGAAUGAGUGAAGCUUUGAUAGGGAACAUUCUAUUUGGUGCAAUCAGAGGAUUAAAUUACAUGCACCAGAAUGGCUACAUUCACAGGAAUAUUAAAGCUAGCCACAUUCUGAUUUCAGGGGAUGGGCUGGUUUCUCUCUCUGGCUUAAACAACCUCUACAGUUUAGUUAACAAUGGACAAAAGUCAAAGGUGGUAUAUGAUUUCCCCCAGUUUAGUACAUCUGUGCUUCCUUGGCUGAGUCCUGAACUACUGAGGCAGGAUUUGUCUGGGUAUAACAUGAAGUCUGACAUUUAUAGUGUUGGAAUUACAGCAUGUGAAUUAGCCAAUGGAUAUGUUCCUUUUCAAGAUAUGCCUCGCACUCAGAUGCUGCUGCAAAAGCUGAAAGGUCCCACAUAUUGUCCUUGGGAUAUAAAUACCUUCCCCCGUGGGGAAUCCAGGAUGAAGAAUUCCCGAUCAGGUGUUGAUUCUGGAAUUGGUGAGAGCAUGACACGCACAAUGACCAGUGAAAGACUACAAAUUCCCUUUUCCAAAACAUUUUCACCUGCUUUCUACAACUUGGUAGAACUUUGCUUGCAACAGGACCCUGAGAAAAGGCCAUCAGCAAGGAGUUUGCUUUCGCAUACAUUCUUCAAACAGAUAAAAGAACAAACACAGAAUUCACUACUGUCUCUAUUACCACCACCUAUUCAAAAUAACAGAUCAGAGUUCUUGGCAGUGCCCUCAACAACAGUUGGGACUAAACCUGGACAUAUUACUGCAAAUCAAGGUGAUACGGACUGGGAAUUCUAAUAAAUACCAAACAAUCAUACCUCUCCUAUGCUUCAAAGAAGGAAAAUGUGAUUUGUAUUUGCUGCUUUAGUUUGUAUGGUUAAAAUACAAUUAGACAAGGUAUACUUGAAAAGGCCAUUGAAGUGGCUGUAUUUCAUUAACUACUUCCUCUGUUGGCAUCAUGAAGCGCACCGUGCCUCACUUUCUGACCAUGAGGAAAACUAUAUAGAGAGUGGCUGAAUUCUCAUCUCCCUCUUUAAAAAUAUUUCUUAACAGGAGUGUUCCUGCUGUAAUCUUACUCCAUACUGUAUUUUCAGCUCAUAUUGCUGCAAUCCCCGUGCCUUUCUGAAUUCAGGCUUGGGUUUUGUCUGUGCCCUUACUUUAACGAUCUAUUUGUUCAUUAUCAUACACAUUAUUUUAGUCAGGAGGAAUUCUCCACCUCCAAGUCUAAAUUUGAAACUGCACAAAUUAGUUGCUUAUGCAAUAAAUGUUUCUCUUUUCACACAUCCCAAAAUAUUUUUUCACUUUAUGGCCUGUCAUACUUGCAAAAAAUCAGCUAUGCAUCAGCUUUCAUGCAGUUUUAGUACUGCAUGUUUCCCAAAGAAGCGAAGCUGUUUGAAACUGUGACUCAUGCUCUUGCAUUUGUCUAUAUUCUCAGUACAGAUUUGUGCUUUUGCAUCUCCAUUUAUUGUUGUGUCAUUUUACCAAUUAACCUAAGGACCUCUUACUGUGCAAAGUAAGACUCAAUUUAUAACAGGUACGGGUUACUUUUGAAGAAUCAUACUACAUAAUCUAAAGUUACUGUAUAUAUUUUUAUUUAUGCUGUAUUCCUGUUCACCACUAGAACUUACCAGAACCUAAUACUGUUUUCUUAAAAGAACAGGCAAUAUGCAUUAAGCAUCACUGCCACUGCUGCUGGCAAACAAGCCUCUUCUGCAAGCCGCAGUUAAAUUCCCAUGGAUAGAUUCAGCCAUAAGAAGAACCUGAGAUCCUAGUGAAUUUAUCUGUUUUAAGUCAGAUGAAAAACUGCCUUUCUUCUCCUUAUGAUUCUCUGAACAAAAGUUGUUUCUUUUAAAAAAGCUGCGUCUUCUUAAUCUGUUUUAACAAACAUUGUGUCCCAAAGCCACUAGCGCUUGACUGAUGUAAGUUCUAAAUGUAGUAAAAGUGUAUAAAUAGGUAUCAAAUGCAUUUAAAUUUUUAACAUAAACAUUCCACAUUAAUUACUUCAAGUCUUUCAUAGCUGAGUCAGUCUCCAACCGACUCUGAGAAUACCACUGGUUUGCCAGCAGCUUCACUACAAAGCCUUGAAGACUUAAUGACCAAAACACAAGCCUGAGGCAGACAUAAGAUUCUAAACAACCAUAUUAAAGUAUUAACAAAACAGUUGAUUCUACUUGUUAUGCUGUGAAGAGAGCUCUAUAUUUCAAAACCUAAUACAUGAAAUUUAAGAUUAAAAACCUUUCAAUAAACUUACCUUAUCUGUCUCCA